Molecule: messenger RNA, 1168 nt
Organism: Oncorhynchus kisutch (coho salmon)
Lineage: Eukaryota; Metazoa; Chordata; Actinopteri; Salmoniformes; Salmonidae
Product: C-type lectin domain family 4 member F-like
Exons: 3
Coding region: 30-1100 (356 amino acids)
Source: RefSeq, a predicted model, not a curated record
GAGACCAGCUACAGAAUAGGCUAAAUACCAUGACCACAGAGAGAGACCAGCUACAGAAUAGUCUGAAUACCAUGACCACAGAGAGAGACCAGCUACAGAAUAGUCUGAAUACCAUGACCACUGAGAGAGACCAGCCACAAAAUAGUCUAAUUUCCACAACCACAGAGAGAGACCAGAAAUAUAAUAGUAUAUUUUCUACGACCACAGAGAGAGACCAGCCACAAAAUAGUCUAAUUUCCAUGACCACAGAGAAAGACCAGCUACAGAAUAGUUUAAAUACCAUGAACACAGAGAGAGACCAGCUACAAAAUAGUCUAAUUUCCAUGACCACAGAGAGAGACCAGCUACAGAAUAGUCUGAAAACCAUGACCACAGAGAGAGACCAGCUACAGAAUAGUCUAAUUACCACGGCCAUAGAGAGAGACCAGCAACAGAAUAGUGUAAAUACCAUGAACACAGAGAGAGACCAGCUACAGAAUAGUCUAAAUACCAUGACCACAGAGAGAGACCAGCUACAGAAUAGUCUAAAUACCAUGACCACAGAGAGAGACCAGCUGCAAAAUAGUCUAAUUUCCACGACCACAGAGAGAGACCAGCUACAGAAUAGUCUAAAUACCACUGCCACAGAGAGAGACCAGCUACAGAAUAGUCUAAUUACCAUGGCCACAGUGAGAGACCAGCUACAGAAUAGUCUAAAUACCACGACCACAGAGAAAGAACAGCUACAAAAUAGUCUAAAUACCAGAACCAUUGAAAUAGAUGAGUUGACGAAGAGUCUGAACACUGCAGCUAUGGAGCGUGACCAGCUACAGAAGUUGAUAGAAAGGCUGAACUGUGAGAACAAAGGCUCCUGUCCUGAAGGAUGGAGAAGGUUUGGCUGCAGCUGUUACUACCUCUCUACUGAGGAGAAAUCCUGGGAGGAGAGUAGACAGGACUGUCUGGAGAGAGGAGCAGAUCUGGUGAUCAUUAACAAUGAAGAGGAACAGACAUUCAUCAAUGGGUAUAAAUCAGUCAAAUAUGCCUGGAUUGGUCUGACUGACUCUGUUACUGAGGGGACCUGGAAAUGGGUGGACGGCACCCCACUGACCACAGCAAGGUAAGAGACUACUGCUCUAUAAUAACACUGACCACCCCAAGGUAAGAGACUACUAUUCUAUAAUAACACUGA